This is a messenger RNA of Closterium sp. Naga37s-1, 1011 nucleotides long. The record is from the annotation of a GenBank genome assembly. Lineage: Eukaryota; Viridiplantae; Streptophyta; Zygnematophyceae; Desmidiales; Closteriaceae.
AUGUGGCGGCGCGCGAUUGCAUGGCGCGUGGGGUGCUUCGACGAGAAAGAGCAGUGCGCUCUGCGCUCCCCCCGUGCGUCGCUCGGCUUCUCCCUUCUGCGACCCAAGCCCGUGGCUAAGCCGCCCAGCAAGAAGCCCAGGCCCAGGGAUGUGAUGGGUACCGCUGCUGCUGUGAAGCCCAGAGCGGUGCAGAGCGGUCAAGCCACCGUCGCAGCUGCAGCAGCCAAAGCCACGCCAGCCAAGACGACGCCAGCAAAGGCGACGCCAGCUAAGGCGACACCGCCUAAGGUCACGCCAGCUAAGGUCACGCCAGCUAAGGUCACGCCGGCUAAGGUCACGCCGGCUAAGGCGACACCUGCUAAGGUGACGCCAGCCAAGGCGACAGUUGCUAAGGCGACAGUUGCUAAGGCGACAGUUGCUAAGGCGACAGUUGCUAAGGCGACAGUUGCUAAGGCGACAGUUGCUAAGGCGACAGUUGCUAAGGCGACAGUUGCUAAGGCGACAGUUGCUAGGGCGACAGUUGCUAGGGCGACAGUUGCUAAGGCGACAGUUGCUAAGGCGACAGUUGCUAAGGCGACAGUUGCUAAGGCGACAGAUGCUAAGGCGACAGUUGCUAAGGCGACAGUUGCUAAGGCGACAGUUGCUAAGGCGACAUUUGAUAAGUCGGUGACGCCAGCCAAGGCGACGCCAGGCAAGGCGACGCCUGCUAAGGCGGCGCCUGCUAAGGCGACACCAGCGAUACCAGGUAAGGUGGCACGUGCAAGUCCUACCGCUGCGGUGGUUGUGAAGGCUGCAGAUGCAAGCAGCCCAGCAACAGCAGCAGCAGCCACAGCAGCUCCCCACAGCCUGUCGGUGGGUGUUGUUGGCGUGUGUGGAAUCCCCAGACCUGCCAGCAGUGUGGCACCAAGGAGAGCCGCAGCAGGAGUGACGGCCAGUGGCAUUCCCAAGCCAGGGAAGACGGGAGGAGAGGUGGAGGAAUGUGGUGAGCUGGAAUGUGGAAGCAUGGCAUAA